This is a messenger RNA of Wickerhamiella sorbophila, 1074 nucleotides long. Its product is annotated as Histone acetyltransferase type B catalytic subunit. The record is from RefSeq and is a predicted model, not a curated record. Gene Ontology annotation, cellular component: nucleus. Lineage: Eukaryota; Fungi; Ascomycota; Dipodascomycetes; Dipodascales; Trichomonascaceae. The transcript has a single exon. The coding region runs from base 1 to 1074 and encodes 357 amino acids. Gene Ontology annotation, biological process: subtelomeric heterochromatin formation. Gene Ontology annotation, molecular function: histone H4 acetyltransferase activity.
AUGGCGACGAUUAGUUCGAAUGACGCGAUUGAGAUCGUGAUAGGAUCUCACAGCUUCCAUCCAACCUUCACCUAUCCCAUUUAUGGCGAAAAUGAGCUUAUUUAUGGUUACGAUGACCUGAACAUCCGUAUAGAAUACGAUCCAGUAUCUCUGCUUCCGUUGGUGGAAAUGACAUACUCUGGCAAGCCUGCUGCUGAUUGCGACGACCCCUUGAAGACAUUGCUUGGAUUCAUGCCUAAAAACACGUACACUGAUCGUGAAAAGUGGGAGGCGGCGCGAAAGCACGAGUUCAGCGAACCCCCUGGGACAACUGUGUUUGAAAUCAACAGCAAGUUUCUGGUGCGGAAAGGCAAGGUGGACGAGAUGGUCGGGUUUCUGGAGCGGUUCCGGACGUUUGUCUUAUUCUUUAUCGAGGCAGGAUCAUUCAUUGAUCAGGAUGACUACCGAUGGGAUAUCUACGUGUUGAUUGAGGCCAAAUCAAAGGCGUUUGCGGGGUUUGUUACUGUGUAUCCUUACUUUUACUACUCGACUGCGGAGGAAUUCGAAAAGUCCCGGGAAAUGCUGGUCAAGAAACGAAUCUCACAGUUUGUAGUGCUCCCGCCCUACCAGCACCGGGGUGUCGGCGUCCAACUGUACACUGGACUGAUUAAAGAGUUUCAGACUGACGAUCGGGUCAAGCAAAUCACUGUGGAAGAUCCCAAUGAAGCCUUUGAUGUGCUAAGAGACCGAGCGGACUUGAGCAUUUUUGCUCAGGACCCCGACUGGGCCACGCUAUCGCUUCCGCUGGACAGUGAUCUUGUUGCCAAAAUCACCAAGAAAAGUAAACUGAUCGCUCGCCAAGUUCGACGCUGCUUGGAAAUUGCCAUGCUCGAAAAGUACGAUAACGAGCCCAUGCAGUACCGUAAGCUUGUCAAAGAGCGGUUAUUCGAACACAACUACGAGGGGCUCAAAGAUCUUGACGAAGGCACUCAAGCAAUCAUGCUUCGAGACGUCUACAGCAAGGUGGUGGAAGACUAUCGGAAGUACCUCAACGACACAGUCGAACCGGCCCCCAAACGCCAAAAAGCUGCAUAA